This is a messenger RNA of Schistocerca americana (American grasshopper), 852 nucleotides long. Its product is annotated as probable cytochrome P450 4s3. Bases 1 to 852 code for a protein of 283 amino acids. The record is from RefSeq and is a predicted model, not a curated record. NCBI's taxonomy places the organism in Eukaryota, Metazoa, Arthropoda, Insecta, Orthoptera, Acrididae. Gene Ontology annotation, molecular function: iron ion binding; heme binding; monooxygenase activity. The transcript has 3 exons.
AUGAGUGCCGUGGCCACCCUGUGCGUCAUCGUGGCCGGAGCGGCUGCCGUGCUGUUCGCAGCGGCAGGAUACCUGUGGGCCAGCCGGCUGCGUACUGAGGUGCCCGGACCACCCACUCUCCCCAUCCUGGGCAACCUGCUCUUCUUUCGGAAACUUCCUGUUGUCUACAAACACUGCAACAAGUUGCAUAGAAUGUACGGAAAUGUCUACAGGUUUUAUAUAGGCCCGGUGCUCAUUGUGGUGGUGACACAGGCGGAGGACGCGCAGAAGCUACUGGCAGGCGCGAAGUUGCGAGAUCGGGGCUCCUACUUAAUGCGACCCCUUCGUCCCUUUCUGGGCAAUGGCCUCAUAACCAACAGCGGAGAGACGUGGAAGAGUCAACGGAAGCUUAUCGAGCCUUGCUUCCAUUCUGAGGAGUCACUGCGGUUGUUUCCCACGGUACCAGUCGCACCGGUGUUCGCGUCGGAAGACAUCCCACUGAGCGACGGGCGGUACGUGGCGCCCCGCGGCAGCGUCGUCUUCGUCUUCCUGAACCUGCUGCACCGCCAGCCAGCGCUCUUCCCCGACCCCGACAAGUUCGACCAGCGUCGCUUCCUGGAGGGCGGCGUCGCUGGUGCACUUUUCCCCUACAGCUACCUGCCGUUCGGCGCUGGGUCGCGCCUCUGUGUGGGUGCACGCUUCGCCAUGCUGGUGAUGAAGACGACGCUGGCUAUGGUGAUGCGGCAGUUCCGCAUCGUCGCCAGCUGCACUCGGGAGGAGCUGGAGGAGAUCGCAGUCUUCAUCACGGGCAAGCCUGUCCGCGGCAUCAGGAUCACGUGCAUCCCACGUUCAGCUCCCACGAUGAAGAAUUGA